CUCAUUUAAUUAUCAUUCAACAACAAAAAUACAACCAAAAAAACACUCUCCUAAAUCUCCUUCCAAAAAAUACACAAACACAUUCUCCUUAGCUAAGAGAAAAAAACAAUGGCCCUUCAAGCCCUCAACUCUCCGACCACUCCGGCGCCGCCGUCAUUCAAACUCGACAACGCCGCCACCAUAAACUACCUCGAGCCGUGGUCGAAGGGAAAGCGCUCGAAGCGCCCCCGCACCUCCGAUCACCCCACCGAAGAGGAGUACCUUGCUCUUUGCCUCAUCAUGCUUGCCCGAGGCGGCGCCGCCUCCUCCCCGGCGGCGCCACCGCAGAAAAGCCUCCCACCGCUGGCGGUUUACAAGUGCUCCGUUUGCAACAAGACGUUCGGGUCCUACCAAGCCUUGGGCGGCCACAAAGCCAGCCACCGAAAGCUCACCUCCGGCGACGGCGGCGAUGAGCUCUCCACCGCCUCCGCCGUGACAACGACCUCCGGCGCCGGAGGGAGAGUCCACGAGUGCACCAUCUGCCACAAGCGCUUCCCCACGGGGCAGGCCUUGGGAGGGCACAAGCGCAGGCACUACGACGGCUCCGCCGCCGCCGCCAGCUCGUCGGAAGGGGUGGGGUCCACUGUUAGCCACCGGGAUUUCGACCUCAACCUGCCGGCGUUCCCUGAUCAGUUCUGGCGGAGAUUCGGCGGCGAGGACGAAGUCGAAAGCCCGCACCCGGCGAAGAAGGCGCGGGUUUCGCCGCCGGCGGAGUUGAAAUUUGUUUGAAGAGUGUGAUAUAUUUUUUUAAAAUGUUAGUUUUGAUUUGGUAGUGGGAAUUCUUUUGUGAAUACAAGUGGGAUUGAGUGGUGGUGGUAGUGAUUAUUUAUUGAUUCAAUUGAUUUAUUAGUGUGGGACUAUAUAUUUAUUUGAUUAAAUAAGGAUUGUAUUAUUGUUGAAA
Salvia splendens (bonfire salvia) is the source of this 940-nucleotide messenger RNA. Its product is annotated as zinc finger protein ZAT10. The transcript has a single exon. The record is from RefSeq and is a predicted model, not a curated record. NCBI's taxonomy places the organism in Eukaryota, Viridiplantae, Streptophyta, Magnoliopsida, Lamiales, Lamiaceae. Gene Ontology annotation, biological process: regulation of DNA-templated transcription. Bases 109 to 768 code for a protein of 219 amino acids. Gene Ontology annotation, cellular component: nucleus. Gene Ontology annotation, molecular function: DNA-binding transcription factor activity; transcription cis-regulatory region binding.